AUGGCGAAUGACGAAAAUCGAAAUGGUUCGUUUGAGGAUAAUGACAGGCGUAAGAGUGGACGAAAGGAGCAGGGAAUACAGUCAGAGCCUAAAAAGAAAAAGUAUUACGCGGAGCCUGAGAAGGUGGACACAGGAGUGCAAGUGAAUGAAUCGAUUGAUCAGUUUAAAGUAAGAUAUCUCGACGACGAUGAAGAAAGUUCGCAUAUCUCGACGUGGGAAAGGCCAAGAUCGGAAACUUCAUUACCGCGAAGAUCCUGGGAGACGGAGGACUAUUUAGAUUUCGAUGACCUGCUGCCGUUGAUCGGCCAAUUCGGCCGAUACCAGUGGACGCUGUUCCUGUUCAUGAUCCCCUUCUGCUUCAUCACCGCCUUUGUGUAUCUGGGCCAGAUAUUCAUAUCCCUAACUCCACACAAAUACUACUGUUUGGUGCCCGAACUCGAGAACAAUCCGAGUGUAGAGCAGCGCAAGCAGUUGUCCAUUCCGCGGGAGAAGGAUGGCUCCUACAGUCGCUGCCGGAUGUACGACACCAACUACACAAGGAUCCACUUUGCGGAGGAUCAGAGCGUCUAUAUCAACACCUCGCUGCCCACGAUUCCCUGCCAGAAGGGCUAUGUCUUCGAGCAGGACGGCAGGUCCUUCGAAUCGGCCACCAUGGAGUUCGGCUGGCUGUGCGAGAACGACAAGUACUCCACCUACGCCCAGGUCAUCUUCUUCCUCGGCUCGAUUCUGGGCGGUCUGUGCUACGGACACUUUGCAGAUCACUGUGGUCGGGUGGCCGCCUUGGUCAGCAGCUGCUUCCUCGCCCUGGUCGGCAGUCUGGCCACUUCGCUGUCCACGAACUUCUUCGCCUUUGCCAUUUCGAGAUUCAUAGUUGGGGCCUCUUACGACACCUGCUUUACGAUGGUGUAUAUUUUGGUUCUCGAGUAUGUGGGUCCCAAGUACCGCACCCUGGUGGCCAACUUGUCGCUGGCCCUGUUCUAUUGCCCAUUCACGAUGCUGAUGCCCUGGAUAGCCCUUGCGGCAGGAAACUGGAGGAGGUUCUCCGCAUUGGCAUCCCUGCCCAUUAUUCUCUCAAUGCUUUCCUUCUUUGUGCUGCCCGAAUCUGCACGCUGGCUGGUGUCGGUUGGUGAAAUCGACAAUGCGAUGGAGAUAUUGAGACGGAUGAUCUUUGUGAAUAAGAAGUUUGUGUCGCACCAAGUAUUAGCCAUUUUCGAGACGAGCUGCACUCAGUUCUACAAGGAGGAGCUCUACGGGCGCGACUUUACAGUGUGUUCGAUAUUCAAGCGGAGGCGAAUGGCGCGCUAUAUGAUCCUGCUGAUCCUGAUUUGGAUGGCCAUGUCCCUGGUCUACGACGGACAUGUGCGGGCGGCUAGUGUCCUGGAUACUGAGGAUAUCUUUGUGUUCUUCACCAUCGCCUGUGCCACUGAGUUGCCGGGCAAUAUCCUGGUCAUUCUCACCUUGGAUCGCUGUGGACGUCGCUGGUGCUCCUUUGCCUACACCUCGUUAAGUGGAGUCUUCAGCUUGGUGGGCGCGUGGUUGAAGAGUCCCAUGCAUAUGAGGAUAUCAGCGCUGGCCGGGAGAUUCUUCGCCAACAUGUGCUAUAACAUCGGGCUGCAGUGGGCAGCUGAGAUCCUGCCCACGGUGGUGAGGGCUCAAGGGGUGGCCUUUAUCCACACAAUGGGCUUUGUCGCGAUGCUGAUGUCCCCGCCGGUGGUUUACCUCGCCCAAGUGUCCUUCUCCCUAAUGCUAAUCGUUUUGGGAGCCCUGGGAAUUUUCGGCGGACUUUUGGCCCUCUUUUUGCCCGAAACUCUAAACCACGAUCUUCCGCAAACCCUCAGCGAUGGAGCGGAAUUCGGAAAGAAGCAGAGGAUAUGGCAUAUGCCCUGCUGUGGCCCCGGAUCAAGGAAAUCCCAUCCCCGGCACACGUGGCACCAGGGCUCCAGCUUGAGGACCUUGUCGAAGGAGGAGUUCCGCUCCAGCCGGAUGUAUCGCAAGUCGAAAUAUGCGCCCCAGGAUCCUAGUCCAUCGCCCAGCGAUUAUAAGGACAUCGAGGAGAGGGAAAUUCAUACGCAUAAAUACGGAAACAGAUGAGAAUAUAAGGUCUGAUUUCUAAGAAACUUGCUAAGCGGGAGUUUUCUUGAGAACAUUUUU
This is a messenger RNA of Drosophila takahashii, 2151 nucleotides long. RefSeq names its product beta-alanine transporter. Gene Ontology annotation, molecular function: transmembrane transporter activity. Gene Ontology annotation, cellular component: membrane. The record is from RefSeq and is a predicted model, not a curated record. NCBI's taxonomy places the organism in Eukaryota, Metazoa, Arthropoda, Insecta, Diptera, Drosophilidae. Gene Ontology annotation, biological process: transmembrane transport.